Molecule: messenger RNA, 390 nt
Organism: Adineta ricciae
Lineage: Eukaryota; Metazoa; Rotifera; Eurotatoria; Adinetida; Adinetidae
Source: the annotation of a GenBank genome assembly
AUGUUUCAUUUGAUGAAGAUGUCAACGUGUCAGGUUCGUCGUGUGUACACACGUGAACAGCGAAGUAUCCUCGAAGCAAGUUUCGCGCGGCAAUCACAUCCAGAUCUGAACGAAAAAGAGCGUUUAGCCAAACUACUAAAUUGCAACCUUAUUCAAAUUUGUAACUGGUUUCAAAACCAUCGUCGACGGGUCAGGAAACAACAACAACAAAUGUCGACUCAAGCUCAUUCGACAAUGGCAUGUCAAACAUUUAAUUAUCAGAAUGAAUGCUCGUCAUAUGGUCUCUAUCAGCAAUCACCGUCGCAAUAUGUAGGCUCGCUGUAUGUGUAUCCGCAAGAAACAUGGGAAAACGCGAUGACUUAUGAUCCGUUUGUUAAUUAUUAUACAUAA